Eriocheir sinensis (Chinese mitten crab) is the source of this 5906-nucleotide messenger RNA. RefSeq lists its product as uncharacterized. The record is from RefSeq and is a predicted model, not a curated record. Bases 854 to 5002 code for a protein of 1382 amino acids. Gene Ontology annotation, molecular function: protein binding. NCBI's taxonomy places the organism in Eukaryota, Metazoa, Arthropoda, Malacostraca, Decapoda, Varunidae. The transcript is spliced from 18 exons.
CACAACCUCUGCCACCACCGCUGACUCGCCUUCCCUUACGAGUGUGUGUUGCGUGCAGGCUGUUUUCCAUUAGUGUGUUGCGUGUGUUUCUGGGCUCUCGAUUCUGUGUUGCGAGGGAAAGCGAAGUGUUGAAGGGAAGCAGAAGUGGUAGCAGUGUUUUUUUGUGUGUUUUUUGCGUGUUUUUUGGUUCUUAUCUUCGUUUUUUUUAAAGACGUGCAGGUGAGGAUAGCCGCGUUCAAUUAACCUGUCCGACUCACUUUGGCACUUACCUGAGGAGAAGGAGGAGGAGGAGGAAGAGGAGGAGGAAACGAACAUGCAAGAGAAGAAAUAAAGGAGAGAAAGAAAGAAAAAAAGACAAAGAAAGAAAGAACGAAAGAACAGGAGGAGGAGAAAGAGGGAGAGGACACGAAGAUACAAGAGAAGAAAGAAAGAAAGAAAGAAAAAAAAGAAAGACAACAGAAAGAAAAGAGGAAGGAAAAGGUGGAGGAAGAAAUGACUGUUUGAAAAAAGAGAGGAGAAAGAGGAAGAUAAGGAGGAAACGAACACACAAAAGAAGAAAGUAAGAAAAAAAAGAAAGACAACAGAAAGAAAAGAGGAAAGAAAAGGUGGAGGAAGAAAUGACUGUUUUAAAAAAGAGAGGAGAAAGAGGAAGAUAAGGAGGAAACGAACACACAAAAGAAGAAAGUAAGAAAAGAAAGAAAGAAAGAAAGCAAGAAAGAAAGAAAGAAAGAAAAGGUGGAAGAAGACGUGAAUGACUAGUGAUCGGCAUGAACUCUGAGGUGCCCCAAGGUCCUCAGGUUCCCCAGGCUCUUCAGGAGAACCUCGCCCUUCGCACACACUCCCCAGGGCCGUGAUGAGGGUGCCAGGACUUGUGGGGGCUCUCUGCGCCCUCCUCCUGGCCGCCGGUGCUCUGGGGGGCCGCGAGGUGGACAGCCAAAGGAAGGGUCUCUCAGCCCCCGCCAUAGACGCCUUCCUGAAACGGAUCACGAGGAGUUGCUGGAAGGAGUUAACCGUCACCCCCUCGGAGGAUGUGCUGUUCUGGCGUGUGGGGAGCGUGCAGGAGGUGUGGUGUUCCUUAGCGCAGACCCACGACCCCUCACUCUCCUCCGCCAACCUAACUAUCAUGAAGGACUCCGUUCCUCUCCCACACCAGACUGUGAACGAGACCACCAUAAAAGUGACGCUCAACUUGACGCGGCCGGAGUCGUACAAACUUAUCUGCAGCGACGACGCCAAGGACCAGAUGUGCAUGAGUCAGGUCUACGUUGGUUACGAGCCAUUGGAGGUGGAGGAUCUGCAGUGCGUCUCUCACAACUGGGAGUCAUUCUCGUGUAACUGGACGCUGCCUUACAACCCCGUGCAGCCGGCGAACAAAGACUACGUGCCCUACCUCAUGCCCCUGGAUGAUCCGACCAGAAAGAGUCUGUGCGCGUGCAAUGACUACGACAACCUCCUCGGGGACGGCUGUGAAUGUCCCGAGACCUGCUGCUUGUGGGGCCGCGAGGACUACUACCCGGUCUCGCCCCAAAUGGUCGUCAUGUUCGUGGCGGAGAACGACCUCGGCUCCACCAUCUUCAACUACACCAUUGACAACUAUGCCGUGGUGUUGCCAAACCCCAUGAAUGAGGUGACGGCGGCGGCGGCGGCGGCGAGGCUGGAGGCGGUGGUGGGGUGGACGCUGCCGGCGCCCAUGACCACCUUCGCUGCAUCCGCCGCUGGGGUGCUGGUGCGGGUGGAUCACAGACUCACGGACGACGGGGCGGGACGGACGGGGGCGUGGGUGCAGGGUGAGGUGGUCAAGUGUCGCAGCACCUCCUGCCAGACGGACCAGCAGGUGGUGCAGCUGGAGCACUGGUGGCGCCGGUACGAGGUGCGUGUGCGCCUGCGGUCCGCCGCGGCGCCGCAGCCCGUGGAGGAGGACGGCUGGUGGUCUGACUGGCAGCCCCGCUACGUGAACACCUCGGCGGCAGCCCCCGAUGCCCCGCCGGGCGUGGGCCCCGGCACCUUCCAGGCCGAGGCGGCGGGCUUCGCGGGGCUGAGCGACCUGUGCCUGGCGUGGCGCACGGUGCCGCCGCUGCUCCACAACGGGUCUGACUUCGGGUACCUGGCGCAGCUGUGCGCCGCCGGCGACGACGAUGAGCUCAGGUGUGAGGUGUUGAGGGAAGUCGCCGUCACCGAGAGCUUCGCUGUGUUCCAGAACGUGUCCAGCUCGGCGCCCUACACGCUGCGGGUGUCGGCACACAACAGUGCGGGCGGCGGGCCGUGGGCGGCAGUAUGGGUUGCAGCGGCGGGGGCGCGCCCCGCCCCGCCCCUGCUGCCGGUGGUGGUGCAGCACGCCGGGGUGGGGCGGCAGGACGCUCUCUACGAGCUGCGCUGGGCCCCGGGGAGCGAGGGGAACCACACCGUCUACCUGUGCACCGGGGAGCACCAGAGUGCGCGGCCGUGCACGGGCCAGCUGUACUGGGUCUCGGCGGGUAACACCUCCGCCGUCAACCUCACCCUGCGGGACUUCGGGCUGCAGGACGCCUCGCCCGCGCAAAUCUCCUUCGCAGUGUCCGUUGAGGACGCCGCCGACGCCUCCAGUGGCUUCUCCUGGGACCGUUGCGGCGCCCCGCAGCCCUACACCGGCGUGCGCGCCUCCCCGGAGCCGGGCGACCCCGUCACGAGCAGCUCGGCGGUGGAGUUGCCGUGGACUCUGAGCUGCAGCUUCAGGGCGGGCGUGGUGGAGGAAGUGGAGGCCACCUACUGCCGCGGGGCGCACGCCUCGCCGGAGAAUUGUACAGAGAAGCCAGUGUCGACGACGGGUCAGCCGUGGGCGGGGACCGUGCGCGUGUCGGGGCUGGCUGCCGGCGAGGAGUACACGGCGUGGCUGCGGCUGCACUACCGCGGCGGCGCCUCGGCCUGGGCUGACGGCAGGACCUUCACGACUAACACUGCAGGCGCGGAGGAGUGGCUCAUCGUGGUGGUGGCGGGCGUGGUGGUGCUGGCCUCCGUCAUCCUCGUCUUCGGCCUCGUCUACGGCAAGAGGAAAUUCGUGGACAACCUGAAGAAGCUGCGCGUCAAGCCGUCCCUUCCCUCUGGCCUUGUCCCUGCGGGGCGGCAACAGGAGCCCCGCGGAAGCUUCAACGGAGUGGGAGGAAGGGGUAAAGGGGGUGACGGAAGAGGAGGGGUAGGAGGGGGCGGUGUGCCCGUCAACCAAACCACCGUCUCGCCCUCCUUCAAGAAUCCUGUCUACGGCCACACCCUUCCCACGGUCGUCGGUCAAAGGCCGUCCUUGUCCUUGAACGGUGAAGAGAUGGGGGGAGACGAGUCCUUGGGCCGCGGGGUGUCGCAGGGCGGAAGACCAACCCACCAGGACCAGCUACAACAAGCCCCAAGAAGUAACACAAACGAGGACCUUCCCAACACAACCACAACAACCCCUGAAGAAGGCACGGUAGUCUCCAGCCCGUCCUCGGAGUGCCUGAUAUCGUCGCCGUCCUCUCCCGAUCCACUCCUGCGGAAGACCUACGCGCCGCAGUAUGUCUCGCCGUACUUCUCCGAGAGCGAGGGAGAAGGACGCGACACCCCCACAAAACCUCUCUUCCCAGGUGGCUAUGUCGGUCUUGCAGGGCCUGGGGACAGCGGAGGAGGAAGAGGGCAAGGACGAGGAGGCAGUCAAUCACCCCCUACAGAAACAUGGAGUGGAAGUAGUGGCGGGAAUAGUGGUUACGUCCCUCCGUCAGCGUGCACGAAGCUUCCCAUGUCAGCCACGCCCGCAAGUCCAGGCUACGUGACAGCCCAGCACGGGGAGCACGUAGCCACAGGGAGUCCAGGCUACGUGCAGUCCGAUGCCAUCCCGCACCCUCUCCACACCCCAGAAGGUCAGAGUGGCUAUGUGAGUGCGGACUUCCCGAUGAUGGUGACUGACGCAGCGCCACCAGGAACGAUCUACGACCCUCUGACGACCAGCAAGGACCCCGCAGCAUCAAACCACGACCCUGGGGACUCUAUUCCUUCUACAGCGUCCCGGAAAGGUGAUAUGGAUGUCUGUGAGGAAGGAAAACAGAUCGAGAAGCCAAGUUAUGUGUCACUGCCUGAUAUGUCGUGGAUGGGGGAUAAGGAAACGGCUCCCAGCACUGAUAAACUCGACAUUGAAGGCAGCGAGAGUUGUGAGAAGCCAAGUUAUGUGUUAAUGCCUGAUAUGUCGUGGAUGGGGGACAAGCAAACGACUCCCAGCACUGAUACACUCGACAUUGAAGGCAGCGAGGGUUGUGAGAAGCCAAGAUAUGUGACCCUGCCUGAUAUGUCGUGGAUGGGGGACAAACACACGGCUCCCAGCACUGAUAAACUCGUUAUUAGAGGCAGUGAGAGUCAGAAAAACCCUCCACGCACCGCCAGCAACGCCCCAGCACCAGGAUACAUCGCCGUCCAGCCCCCAGACUUCGGGAACCACACGCAGAAGGCGGACACGGAAGAGAGAACGGGAAGCCAGGACACGGAACCCAUAGGACACUACCACGACCUGAAAUCCUUUUCCGAUCUCCUUUCCAAGCCUUCCAACGUUCUUCAUCCCUUCCCAGUUCAUCUCUCAACCCCAGUCUUCCCAGUAACCACCCAUGAUGCCCCUGGAGUCCCCUGUGAGGUCCCAAAACCCGGUAUUCCGCACUGGGGGAGAGGUACAAGUGAUGGAUACGUGCCUCUGCCCGUCACAAGAGCAGACGACGCCAGCGAGAAGGAAAAUUCAAGCAGAACGAAUCCAUGGAUUAACUCUCUCAUAUCGCCACCCAGAGCCUCCAUGACCUCAGAAGAGCCACUUACAGGCAUCUCCUUUGUUGUGCUUGGUGAUAAUCCCUCUAGAAACUCCUCCGUCAAUGCUGGAAUGGAAAUUAAGGAGACGAAUGUGAACUCCGAUGACGAGAGGGAGGGCGAGGGGGUGGAGAACGAGAGGGAUGAAAACGAUAGAUUGUCAAUUGAUGGUCUUCCUAAGGGGUACAGCAGAGUAGGGAACCCGCCCCAGUGAUUAUAAGUAAAAAGAAAACUAUAUGCACUCUGGAGUACAGUACACAUUAGCUUUAAGACGUUUUGCCGGUAAGAAUGAACCGGUCUUGUGCAGUAACCUUAUAAUUAUUUUGUCUCGUGGAAAGGAUAAGCCACAGAAGAGGGAGAAGUUCGUAAUCUUACAACUUUUAUAAAUAUCGUUUAAGUUUUAUCGAUAAGAAUGAGAGUCUUGUGAAGUAGCUUAAUAUUUCGUCUUGUUUGAGGAACUAUAAAUCAUACAAGAUAAUUUUUUAAUUUUUUUAUGUUUUGCCUGUGGCUCCGGCAGGCUUUCUCGGUGGGGCCUGAUGGUCGGCCCCAGCCCGUCAUGGCGCAGGCGAGUGUUCAUAGUGGCGCCAUCUUGCUUAGCUCUUGCUGCCCCCCGGAGCCCAUCUUUGAUCUUCUCUUUAGAGAGAGAAUCUAGAGUCCGGGGUUGAUAAGUGGUCUUCAGGACAGCAUGUGACUGAAAAAUCCCAACUCGUGGCGGCGGGCGGGACGCGAACCCACGCCCACACGCUAACCACUCAGCCACUAUGGUUUAAACUUAAUAAUAGUACGGUUACAUCACUUAAAUCAGUCAGCUCCUUGUUUUUAUAGUUACCAAAUGUUUUAUACACAAACAGUGAAUAUAUAGCAUAGGGGAGGUUUAGUCUUAGUUGAUCUUCGUCUUUGUGUCUGACACCACCACUAAGUGACUGUGCUGGAAAUUGGUCGUCAUGGUUCGUCUCGUGUCGUGCUAAGAAUCAUCGUUAGCUCUUGUUCAAUAUUUCACACUAGUUUAUCGCUUAAGUUAAAAAAUAGAAAUGCUUGUUACAUUAAACACGCUGCUUAAACUACCUUUUCCUGUGUUUGUCGUUUAUGGUUGACUGGUGGUUUGGAUAAGGGUAACC